This is a messenger RNA of Lactuca saligna, 2425 nucleotides long. The record is from the annotation of a GenBank genome assembly. NCBI's taxonomy places the organism in Eukaryota, Viridiplantae, Streptophyta, Magnoliopsida, Asterales, Asteraceae.
AUGGUGUUCGUAAUGUGGGCGAUUAGGCCAAAAGGCGAGACGUAUAACAUCACAAAUGAAUAUGAGCGUGUACCAACAAUGUUCAGCAUAAAGCUACACCAUGGUGGAAAUUUUACGAAGCUUCCAAACACGAAAUAUGUUAAAGACUUGGAUUUUGGCCUCAGAGCUUUAGGGAAUGAUAAUGAUGUCUUGAAUUUGGCUCAGUAUAUUGGAGAUAACAAGGUCAUUGAAGUGUAUACAGAACAUGGAAAAACUAAUUUGCUGACCUAUUUUAUGUCUCCAAAAGGAAAGCAAAAAGUUAUUAUUAAGGAGCUCUGUGAUGGUGAUCUUCCAAAAGAAGCAAAUGUACCUCAAGUACCAGCAAAGGAUAAAACCCCAAUGAUAGAUGAAGCUAAUGAUCAAACACAGUUGGCAGGGUAUAUGUCCUUGAUACUCUUUGACAAAGUCCCUACACAAGUUUCACCACAGUAUAGAAGAAAUGGAAGGGUGAAUGCAAUAGUUGGUCAAAGUUCUUGUGCCAAAAAGCUUUGUUUAGUUGAAUUGGAUGAUGUAGUAGAAGAUCAAGGUGGUGAUCAUGCUAAAUUGGAUGAUGUUGUACAAGAUCAAGGUGGUGAGAAUCCUAAAUUAGAUGAUGUGGUACAAGAUCAAGCUGGUGAGCAUGCUAACAUGAAUGAUGUGGUUCAAGAUCAAGAGGUUGAGCAUGCUAACAUGGAUGAUGUGGUACAAGAUCAAGGUGGUGACCAUGAUAACUUUGAUUAUGAUGAAUUUCAUUAUGAGAACUUUUCUCAUGAUCACUUUGAUGGAGAACAUUAUCAACCAUCAGAAGAUGAGAAUGUUGAAGACCAUCAGUCUGAACAUGAAAAGUCUGCUGACAAUGAUGAUCUUAGGCAACAAUCAGAAGAACAAUAUGAUGAACUUGUUGAUGAUGAAAACAAUGUAUCAGAAGUGGAGGUGGAUAUGACUGACUUUAACCUCAAUCUUGAUAAGGAUUAUGGUUGUGUUCAAAUGGAUGGGUUUCAUAACGGGGUUGGGACAAAUGAUGAACAUGAGGACAUAGAAGUCAUUGACAAUGAUAGAUGGGAUUCUUUAGAUGAAGGGUCAGAAGAUGAAAGGAAAAGAAGAUGUGUUCUUAAAAAUCUAGCUAAGGAGAAAAGAUGCAGUCUUGGCAAUGUCCAUAAGGCCAGUUUUUAUGUUGGGCAAAAGUUUAAAUCAAAGAAAGAAUUGAAAGAAAAAAUUGACAUGCACGCACUAGAAACUAGGAGGAAUUUAUAUUAUAAAAAGAAUGACAAGAUUAGACUUCGGGCAUUGUGUAGAGAUCGACAAAAGGGUUUAAUACCAACAAUUGCCCAACUAUUCCCAUGUGCUGAGCACAGCAACUAUGACAAGGAGGCAUGUGAAUGGCUUAGAAAGAUUCCUCCAAAACACUGGGCAAGAAGCCAUUUUACAGGCAGAGCAAUCUCUGAUAUACUGUUAAACAACCUUUGUGAGGUAUUUAACAGCAAGAUAAUAAAGGGAGGAGAUAAGCCUAUCAUAGGUUGUUUGGAGUAUAUUAGACAAUACCUGAUGAAGAGAAUCUGUAAUGUUAUGAAGGUGAUGGACAAGGCAAAAGGGCCUUUAACACCCACUGCAACAACCAUAUUGGAUGCAAACAAGUCUCAUGCAUCACAUUACAUUGCUAGGUGGAAUGGGGGUGAGAAAUACCAAGUCACUGGGGCAUGGCAAGACCAACAUGUUGUAGAUGUAAGGAACAACACAUGUACUUGCAGGAAGUGGGAGCUAAUAGGCAUCCCAUGUAAACAUGCCAUUGCAACCCUUAUGAAAUGACCAAGAACUCAGAGGAUGUUGGUGACAUUUACAGGUGGGUCAAAAAGGUAUAUUGGUUGGAUACAUGGAAGAAUGCAUAUUCCUAUAAGGUAGAGCCCAUAAAAGGAAGAAUAAUGUGGCCUAAAAGUUUGUGUCCCACAACACUUAUCCCUCCAAUUCAUCAUAAGCAAAUAGGUAGGCCUACAAAGAAGAGGAAGAAAAGUGAGGAUGAAAAAUUGAGUCAGAGUCAAAGAGGGAGUCAAAGUCAGACUGGUACUCAUGGUGUAAGUCAGGAAGAAGGCUGUAAAGUGGGUCCUGAUGGAGUUCAAAAAUUAACAAGGAAAUAUGUCAGUGUAACAUGUGCAAAAUGCAAAAACAAAGGUCACAACUCAAGGACAUGCAAAGGUCAAGGAGGUGGAAGUUAGGUGGAAGUUGAAGAUCAAGGUUGUGUUUGUUUUGGCAGAUGUUAUUUGCUACUUUUGGAAGUGUUUUGAUGUUAAAAAACUUAUGACUUAUGGUUAUUUUGGUUUUCAUUUGUAUGAUAAGUAUUAGUCUAUAUGGUUGCAUAUUUUGGGAUAAUGUAAUUGCACUAUAUGUUUGUAGUCUAUUAUGUAAUUGCAGC